AUGCGAACCAAGCGAGCAACAGGAAACAAGGGGAAAGAAAAGCACCCGAAACGGAGGAAAGAGAAACUCACGGCAAGAGGAGAUUUGACUGGAGAGACAGCCGACCGGAGCAGACCCCAGAAAAGGCUGUGGACUGAUCGAAAACGGCGGGGGGAAAACGGCAGGCCAGGUAAGGAGAAACCACGAGGGAAACAGAGGGCGACCGGAAAUAG
Messenger RNA from Pelobates cultripes (western spadefoot toad), 212 nucleotides. NCBI's taxonomy places the organism in Eukaryota, Metazoa, Chordata, Amphibia, Anura, Pelobatidae. The record is from the annotation of a GenBank genome assembly.